This is a messenger RNA of Aureobasidium vineae, 409 nucleotides long. The record is from the annotation of a GenBank genome assembly. Lineage: Eukaryota; Fungi; Ascomycota; Dothideomycetes; Dothideales; Saccotheciaceae.
CCGCAUUGUCAACCUCGCAACUGGAGCCUUGAUGGUACGACGGCUUCUCUGGUAUAUCGGAAACUCUACUGAUCGCGACCUUGUGUCUAGNGUUCUUGGAGGUGUCAGUCAAUUUUUCCCCGAGGUCAGCGUUCGAGGCACCAUUUGCGCCGUCUAUAUCAUUCUCUUUGGUCUUGCCAAUGCUCUUCUUGGUUUGCGAUACUCCCUCGAUCAAGCGCGACACAUCGCCAGAUAUGCCUCCUUCAUGUUCUCCUUCAUCGGACGCGGUGUUUUCUACAUCUUUAUCGGAGGACUUUGCUUCACAGGUCAUUGGACCAAAUACUUGAUCGGCGGCAUCAUCAUACUUGUUGGUAUCACCUACGUCGCCCUUGAAUACGUACCUAGCAUUGAGCCUCCGGCCAACAUGAGG